Octodon degus (degu) is the source of this 1905-nucleotide messenger RNA. RefSeq names its product protein inhibitor of activated STAT 4 (gene Pias4). NCBI's taxonomy places the organism in Eukaryota, Metazoa, Chordata, Mammalia, Rodentia, Octodontidae. Gene Ontology annotation, molecular function: zinc ion binding; SUMO ligase activity; transcription coregulator activity. Gene Ontology annotation, biological process: regulation of transcription by RNA polymerase II; protein sumoylation. The record is from RefSeq and is a predicted model, not a curated record. Bases 163 to 1710 code for a protein of 515 amino acids. The transcript is spliced from 12 exons.
CGUGACGCGACGGCUGGGGGCUCCCGGCGCGGGGGACGCUGGUGGCCAAGAUGGCGGCGGAGCUGGUGGAAGCUAAAGCUAGCCUGGGUCUGUGAUUCCCUGAUUGGAGCGAUCCCCUGACUCCGGGAUGGCGUUCCCUGUUCCCUGCCACCACCCAGGUGCAUGCUUCAGGGUCCCGAACCAGCCCAAAUGAACAUGGUGAUGAGCUUCCGGGUCUCCGACCUGCAGAUGCUGCUGGGAUUUGUGGGCCGCAGCAAGAGCGGGCUGAAGCACGAGUUGGUCACCAGGGCGUUGCAGCUGGUACAGUUUGACUGCAGCCCUGAGCUUUUCAAGAAGAUUAAGGAGCUCUAUGAGACUCGCUAUGCGAAAAAGAGCUCAGAGCCUGGCCCACAGCCACACAGGCCCCUGGACCCUCUCACCGUGCACUCGGCCUAUGAGCGGGCCAGCGCCGUGCCCAGGACUCCCCUGUCGGGCCCCAAUAUUGACUAUCCCGUGCUCUACGGGAAGUACCUGAAUGGACUGGGACGUUUGCCCACUAAGACACUCAAACCUGAGGUCCGCCUGGUGAAGCUGCCCUUCUUUAACAUGCUGGAUGAGCUGCUGAAGCCCACCGAGUUAGUCCCACAGAAUAACGAGAAGCUGCAGGAGAGCCCCUGCAUCUUUGCGCUGACACCCAGGCAGGUGGAGCUGAUCCGGAACUCCAGAGAGCUGCAGCCUGGAGUCAAGGCCGUGCAGGUCGUCCUAAGAAUCUGUUAUUCAGACACCAGCUGUCCUCAGGAGGACCAGUACCCGCCCAACAUUGCUGUCAAGGUCAACCACAGCUACUGCUCAGUCCCGGGCUACUACCCCUCCAACAAGCCUGGAGUGGAGCCCAAGAGGCCCUGCCGCCCUAUCAACCUUACCCACCUCAUGUACCUGUCCUCCGCCACGAAUCGCAUCACCGUCACCUGGGGGAACUAUGGCAAGAGCUACUCAGCAGCACUGUACCUGGUGCGGCAGCUGACCUCAGCGGAGCUGCUGCAGAGGCUGGAGACCAUUGGCGUGAAGCAUCCGGAGCUGUGCAAGGCGCUGGUCAAAGACAAGCUGCGUCUGGAUCCUGACAGUGAGAUCGCCACCACUGGCGUGCGGGUCUCCCUUAUCUGUCCACUCGUGAAGAUGCGGCUCUCGGUGCCCUGCCGCGCGGAGACCUGCGCACACCUGCAGUGCUUCGAUGCGGUGUUCUACCUGCAGAUGAACGAGAAGAAGCCUACCUGGAUGUGCCCAGUGUGUGACAAACCAGCCCCUUACGACCAGCUCAUCAUUGAUGGGCUUCUGUCCAAGAUCCUGAGUGAGUGUGAGGACGCCGAUGAGAUCGAGUUCCUGGCUGAUGGCUCAUGGUGCCCCAUCCGAGCAGAGAAGGAGCGGAGCUGCAGCCCGCAGGGCCCCAUCCUGGUGCUGGGCACCUCGGAUACCAAUGGGCUGGUGCCCACCCCCAACGUCAAUGGUGGUGGCGGUGGCGUGGCACUAGGUGGCACAGGUGGCGGGGUGGGCCCAGUGGGCAGCGUGGAGAACGGGAAGCCGGGUGCUGAUGUGGUGGACCUCACGCUGGACAGCUCAUCAUCCGAAGAGGAGGAGGAAGAGGAGGAGGACGAGGACGAGGAGGAGGAGGAAGAGGGCCCCCGGCCCAAGCGCCGCUGCCCCUUGCCCAAGGGCCUGGUUCCGGCCUGCUGACCUGGCUGUGGCCACCGCCGCCAGACACAACUUUCCUGGUGCUCAGUGAGGAGGGCGGGCAGCCGGGCGCCAGGGGAGGGACUUGGCUUUUCUUCUCGUUGUCCGUUUGUUUCUGCACCCCUGUCCCUGGCUCCUGCCUCUGGACCUCUGGACUCUCCUCUCGGGGGGAUUAAAAAACAGUAAAAUGACAAAAAA